AUGAAGUUUUCAACGACUAGUGGAGGUGGUGGAGGCGGUGGAGGCGGUGGAGGUGGCGGAGGCGGUGGAGGAGGUGGAGGAGGUAGUGGUGGCGGCGGCGGUGGUGGAGGAAGUUGUGAGGAUAUUUCUUCAAACUGCAUAGAUUAUGUAAGUUACUGCAAAGCGCAACAUUGGGUAGACUACAUGAAGAAGUACUGUAAGAAAACUUGUAAAUAUUGCAGUGGCGGAGGCGGUGGCGGUGACGGCGGCGGUGGCGGCGGUGGCGGCGGUGGCGGCGGUGGCGGCGGUGGUGGUGGCGGCGGUGGCGGUGGAGCAGGUAUUCACUAUCUAUUUUAA
Messenger RNA from Orbicella faveolata, 336 nucleotides. RefSeq names its product trypsin-2-like. The record is from RefSeq and is a predicted model, not a curated record. Gene Ontology annotation, biological process: proteolysis. Gene Ontology annotation, molecular function: serine-type endopeptidase activity. Lineage: Eukaryota; Metazoa; Cnidaria; Anthozoa; Scleractinia; Merulinidae.